Molecule: messenger RNA, 495 nt
Organism: Solanum tuberosum (potato)
Lineage: Eukaryota; Viridiplantae; Streptophyta; Magnoliopsida; Solanales; Solanaceae
Product: stellacyanin-like
Exons: 2
Coding region: 1-495 (164 amino acids)
Cellular component (GO): plasma membrane
Molecular function (GO): electron transfer activity
Source: RefSeq, a predicted model, not a curated record
AUGGCUUUGACGUGUUUUGGUAACGUGUUGAUCUCAAUUUUAGUUAUAAUGAGUAUUGCGUCUUCUCUUCAAUUAGUGAGUGCCUCAUCAUCCAUGGAAUUCCAAGUUGGUGAUACUACUGGUUGGACAGUUCCUCUCCAAAAUGACACCAUUUUUUACAACAACUGGGCUUCCGCUAUGAGAUUCAAAAUCGGCGACACUAUCCGUUUCAAAUACAAGAAGGAUUCAGUGAUGGAGGUGACGGAUAAAGAUUACAACAAAUGCAACUCAACACAGCCCCAUUUGUUUUCCAACAGUGGGAACACCGUGUUCACAUUGGAGCAUUCUGGCUAUUAUUAUUUCAUAAGUGGAGCAGCAGGACACUGUGAGCGAGGACAACGAAUGAUCCUAAGGGUUAUGGUCCAGGAUGUCAUACCUACUUCUCAUGCACCAUUCUCAUUCCCAAUCUUUCAACUACUUCUUUUCCUUUCACUUUGUCUACUAGCACUUGUUUAA